Messenger RNA from Striga hermonthica, 963 nucleotides. The record is from the annotation of a GenBank genome assembly. NCBI's taxonomy places the organism in Eukaryota, Viridiplantae, Streptophyta, Magnoliopsida, Lamiales, Orobanchaceae.
AUGAGUUCAACAAAUACAGAUGAAGAAGAAGAAGAAGAAGUAUUAGUAGUUAGUAGUGAUCAGCUGAGAAGAGGGCCAUGGACUGUUGAAGAGGACUUCACCCUCAUCAACUACAUAUCUCUUCAUGGUGAAGGCCGCUGGAAUUCUCUUGCUCGCUCUUCUGGUCUAAAGAGAACCGGAAAAAGCUGCCGGUUGCGGUGGCUGAACUAUCUCCGCCCGGACGUCCGGCGUGGGAACAUCACUCUCGAAGAACAGCUCAUGAUUCUCGAACUCCACUCCCGAUGGGGCAAUCGGUGGUCGAAAAUCGCGCAACAUUUGCCUGGAAGGACAGACAACGAGAUCAAGAACUACUGGCGAACGCGGGUCCAAAAGCACGCCAAGCAACUCAAGUGUGACGUGAACAGCAAGCAAUUCAAGGACACCAUGCGCUACCUCUGGAUGCCGAGGAUCGUCGAGAGAAUCCAGGCCGCCGCAUCUUCCGGCACCACCGGAAACCCGGCUCCGGCGGCCACUUACCAAUUCAACUACAACAACAAUAAUAACAUGGGUGGCCUUGCCGAUCAGAGUGUCGUGAUGCCGGGUCAGGCGGCGGCCGCCGGAGUCCGUAGCUGCACGCCGGAAAUUUCCAGCGCCGCCGCCUCGUCGGAUUCGUUCGGGACGCCGGCGUCCGACAUGACCGAGUGUUACAAUAAUUAUCCGAUCAAUCAGGAAAACGACAAGAAUAAUAAUAGGUAUAUUUGUAAUAAUCAGGAUUACUAUCCGGUGGUGGGCGGCGUCGGCGUCGGCGCCGGCGAUGUUUGCUACCAGUCGUCGUUGAGUAGCCCGGCGGGCUAUUUCGAUCAGGGGACGUUGGAUUUCGUGGAGCAAAACAGCCAGUGGAUGGACGGUGGGGAUGCGUCCGAGAGUUUUUGGAACGUGGACGACACGUGGUUCUUGGAGUCGCAGUUCAACGCCAACGUUUAA